GCCUGAGCCGGGCACAGCCCCAGCUAGUGAGUGGAGCGGCCGCAGGCAGCCAAGAUGAGCAGCCGAGUGACUUUCUUCGAGGUAGAAAUCCUUGACUACAAGACAAAGAAACAAUUAUGCUUUCUGGAUAAGGUUGAACCACAUGCCUCAAUUAAUGACAUCAGAUUGAUGUUCCAUAAAUUUUAUCCUCAAUGGUAUCCAGCAAGACAGUCAAUGAGACUAGAUCCCAGUAACCUGGCAUGCAUCUGCCAUUCUUCCCACUACAUCAAACGAUUGAUUGAAAUCAUCUUUGUCCAUCGGUUCUCUCAUGGGACCAUGCCUCUGAAGAGUAUCUUUAAGAAUUGCUUCUUUUACUGGGGAUUUGCUGCUUGGCUUGCUUAUUACAUCAAUCAUCCUCUUUACACGCCUCCUUCCUACGGACAAAAGCAGAUCAAUUUUUCUCUGAUCACCUUUCUGUUAUGUGAAGCUGGAAACUUUUCAAUCCAUGUGGAGCUCAAUAACCUAAGAGGAAAUGGACCAAAGACACGUCGCAUCCCCUACCCAACCAAGAAUCCAUUCACGUGGCUAUUUUUCUUUGUCUCCUGCCCUAACUACACCUAUGAGGUGGGGGCCUGGAUCAGUUUCACCAUCAUGACUCAGUGUGUCCCAGUGGGAUUAUUCACACUGGUUGGAUUCGUUCAGAUGACAAUCUGGGCAAAGGACAAACACUGCACUUACGUAAGAGAGUUCAAGGAUUAUCCCAGUCUCCGGAUGCCAAUCAUUCCUUUCUUGCUGUAGGAAGCAAGCAGUGAUGCACGGGCACUUCAGCAGACCUGGGGACAGAAAAGCCAACAUUUGAGCCCUGGUCUUCUGGGUUUUCUCAAAAAAAAAAAAA
Molecule: messenger RNA, 874 nt
Organism: Vombatus ursinus (common wombat)
Lineage: Eukaryota; Metazoa; Chordata; Mammalia; Diprotodontia; Vombatidae
Product: very-long-chain enoyl-CoA reductase-like
Exons: 11
Coding region: 55-777 (240 amino acids)
Biological process (GO): very long-chain fatty acid biosynthetic process
Molecular function (GO): oxidoreductase activity, acting on the CH-CH group of donors
Source: RefSeq, a predicted model, not a curated record